Molecule: messenger RNA, 1366 nt
Organism: Cyprinus carpio (common carp)
Lineage: Eukaryota; Metazoa; Chordata; Actinopteri; Cypriniformes; Cyprinidae
Product: EKC/KEOPS complex subunit LAGE3
Cellular component (GO): EKC/KEOPS complex
Source: RefSeq, a predicted model, not a curated record
GUAAAGUAAAUCGACGUUUCUCGAAUGUUACUAUGUGGAGAUAAAGUUUACGUUUUAGAAAAACACGACGAAAAUGCCGCUUUCAAUCUGAAGCCUAACAAAACAUGUCAACAUGGCGGCUUGCAAGACUGAAAACGGUUCAGAGAGAAAACUCGAAUUCUUUUUAAAGGUCCCUUUCCCAUCCGAGAGAGAAGCAACUAUCGCCCUGCAGUCUUUAUCUCCUGAUCCUGAGCCCAGGAAAGGAGGAAUCACUAAAAACCUGGAUUUAUCAGGACAAACUCUGUCUGUGAGAUGGACUGCAGAUGAAGCACGUAUUCUUCGUGUUUCUGUAAGUUCAUUCUUGGACCAUUUGUCUCUAGUGAUGGAAACUAUGGAUGCAUUUGGACCACCUGUUUCACAAUGACACUCUGAGAGACAAAUACAAGCAUAAGAGGAGAGAUGUUGAUGUGGAUGCUGUUUGCUCUGUUAUGCGGAUGUCCAAGAGAAACAUCAUCUGACAUGUGGUCAAGUAUGGACUUCGAGGACUCAAGAAGCAUAAAUAAUUAGCUUUUGCUCUGUUUGAGAAGUGCAGCACUUCAUAAUGUCUUAAGUCAAUUGUUUUGAGUGUUGUUAAAGGAAUAGUUCACCCAAAAAUUAAACUUGAAACUGAAAAAUUACUCACCUCGAGUAAUGAGUUUGUUUCUUUGUUUAAACAGAUUUAGAAAAAUGUAGCAUUACAUCACUUGCUCACCAAUGGAUCCUCUGCAGUGAAUGGGUGCCGUCAGAAUGAGUGUCCAAACGCCUGAUAAAAACAUCACAAUAAUCCACACCACUCCAAGCAAAAAACUUUGCAAGAAAUUAAUCCAUAAUUAAGAUAUCCAUAAUAUCUCCAGUGUUUCAUCUGAAUCAUGAGAGAAAUAUGCACAUAUCAGUUUACGAGCAAAUACAGCCCAAAGCAGUUCUAAAGAAAUAUGUUGGUGAAUUUUGAUGUAAGAGGACGACAGGGACAGUUAAUUAGAUUAUUGUGAUGUUUUUAAUCAGCUGUUUAAACUCUGAUUCUGACGGCACCCAUUCACUUUAGAGGAUCCAUUGGUGAGCAAGAGAUGUAAUGCUACAUUUGAAACAAAUCUGUUCUGAUGAACAAACAAGCUCAUCUUGGAUGGCUUAAGCGUGAGUAAUGUUUUUAGUUGAACUGUUCCUUUGAAGUUUAUCAGUGUAACAAGCCGAAACAAGAUCCAGUGUUUUGUCAUUUGAAUAAAGAUUUAUUAAUGGAGCAUUGUUGAUGAAACAAUACCGAGAGAUGAUUUAACAGUGUUCAAGGAAAGGUAAUUGUUUUAUAAAAGAGGGACAAAUGUGUUUCUAUUGGCAGACAUCACUAAGAGUUUUU